Fulvia fulva is the source of this 1662-nucleotide messenger RNA. Its product is annotated as Cytochrome P450 monooxygenase cicH. The coding region runs from base 1 to 1662 and encodes 553 amino acids. The record is from RefSeq and is a predicted model, not a curated record. Lineage: Eukaryota; Fungi; Ascomycota; Dothideomycetes; Mycosphaerellales; Mycosphaerellaceae. Gene Ontology annotation, molecular function: monooxygenase activity; oxidoreductase activity, acting on paired donors, with incorporation or reduction of molecular oxygen; heme binding. The transcript has 4 exons.
AUGGCAUCGGCACUUGACAAUGGCGCCAGGAAGUUUAUUCCGAGCACUCAACUGCACAGUCAUUGCGGAUUCAACAUGAUCGCAGACAUAAUCCUUAGCAUACUGCUUGCAUACUGGCCCCUAGUCCUCGCCGCAUUCCUUGGGCUCUACCUACUUCGCAACAAGUACCAUCAUGGCCUAGACAAGUAUCCAGGACCUACCUAUGCAGCAUUCACGGACUGGUGGCGAUACUUCGAUGUUCGCAGUCGCCGUGCGGAACAGACUCACAUACAGCUCCACCGACGCUACGGCGAUGUGGUUCGACUAGGACCAAACGUGUUGUCCUUUGCGGAUCCGAAGGCUAUCAAGAUCAUCUAUGGCUUGAACAAGCAAAUGACCAAAUCAGAUUUCUACCCCGUCCAGCAAGCUGUGGCCAAGGGGCAACGUUUGCAGUCGCUGUUCAGUACCAAGGAUGAAAACUACCACGCUUCCUAUCGCCGGUGUGUCAACAACGCCUUCUCCAUGAGCUCAUUGAUUGGCUAUGAACCACUUGUCGACAGUACCAUGGGCGCCUUCAUCGAGCAGACAAAGCGUCGAUACUGCGACACCGGAAAGAGCUGCCACUUCUCGAAAUGGCUUCAAUACUUCGCCUUUGAUGUCAUCGGAGAGCUGACCUGGAGCAAGCGUCUGGGCUUCGUGGAAAGAGACGAGGAUGUUGACGGCAUUGUUGGUUUUGUCGGCAAAUUCCUGGACUAUUGUGCCCCCGUUGGCCAGAUGCCGAUUCUUGACAUGAUCUUCGAGAAGAAUCCUAUCAAGCUCAAGCUACAGAAAUGGGGCAUCAGUAAGACUGUGUUCCCCGUUACUCGAUUCGCGCUGGCGCAGUCCGCCGACAGGGCCUCCGAGAUGGAGAAGAUCAAGCAGAAUGGCUCCUUAAACGAGGCUUCGGGGAAAGGCGUGGAUCUCCUGAUGAAGUUCACUCAAGCACAGCAUGAUCAUCCCGAAUUCAUGACCGAUAAGCAGGUCCUGAGCUCGUGCACAUCAAUGAUUUUCGCAGGCUCUGAGACGACGGCUAUAAGCCUUAGUUCCAUCUUCUAUUUCUUGAUCAAGAAUCCAAGGGUCUACAGCAAAUUGAUGGUGGAGCUCGACGAAGCUGCUCGCGACGGAUCUAUAGCAGAGAGGGAUCACAACCGAGUGAGCUGGUCCGAGAGUCUAAAGCUGCCGUACCUCGAUGCGGUCGUCCAAGAGGCCAUGCGCCUGCACCCGGCACCUGGCCUGAUUCUUGAGCGCGUCGUACCUCCUCAAGGAAUGGACAUACUAGGCCACCAGAUCCCGGGCGGCACUAUUGUUGGCUGUAAUCCAUGGGUCGUCCACCGUCACCCGGAAGUCUUCGGUGCCGAUCCAGAUACUUUCCGACCAGAACGAUGGAUCCAAGCCAAGCCAGAUCAGCUGAGGGAGAUGAAAGCCAGCAUGCUGCAGUUUGGAGCAGGUGCGAGGACCUGCAUCGGCAAGAACAUCAGCCUGUUAGAGAUCUACAAGUUGGUGCCCACCUUUUUGCGAAACUUUGAAGUGGACAUGGCAGAUCCAGUUUCGGAGUGGAAGACUCAUAAUGCUUGGUUUGUGCGACAGCUGAACUUCACCACCAGGUUCAAACCAAGGCAGUCGAUCCAGUCGCCUGAGCGUUGA